Scleropages formosus (Asian bonytongue) is the source of this 2756-nucleotide messenger RNA. Its product is annotated as oocyte zinc finger protein XlCOF6. The record is from RefSeq and is a predicted model, not a curated record. The transcript is spliced from 5 exons. Bases 422 to 2509 code for a protein of 695 amino acids. NCBI's taxonomy places the organism in Eukaryota, Metazoa, Chordata, Actinopteri, Osteoglossiformes, Osteoglossidae.
CUCUCUUGUGGUUCGUAAACUCUAUCGAGAGAGAGUCUGAAAACAAAAGUAUUCUUAUUUGUCUUAUUUUAACGAGAAGCGUAUUGCUGAGUGAUAAGUAAUCGCAUACGCAGUGCGGUCGCUUUUCGUGAACUAGGAUUUCAUUCAAUUUCGUUCAAACGCUUUUAUUUCUGAGGAUGCGAGAACGGCGGUUGACUUUUACUUUGAAAGACGCAGCGCCCCUGCGUGGAGGACGUACGUGUUCCUACGUAACGUCUUGCUCGCGAGUUUGUUUUUGUGCCGGCAGCGCGCAGGGGAAGAGCUCUCUUUUCCCGGCUCUACCUCCAGACUGCUUUGCUGUCGGUGUAUAUGUUGCGUUUAACGUUUUCAGAAGAGACAAUGAAGUAAUUGCUGCAAUAAUUCGUAGACUGGCCUCGAGAGUAUGUCGCUUUUUCAGACACAGUUAUCCUCCAUCAUGGAGAUACUGGUGCAAACGGCCUUGACUGAGAUGAGGAAAGUUGUCGCUGAGAGCUGUGGCGCGUUAGCGCAACGUCUGGAAAAGUUUCAGCGCCAUUAUGAAAAUAAAUCAGCAAAGCUGGAAACGCCAGUAAUAGAAAGCGAGCUCAGAGAAUCAUUAGCGUCCCUGUGCGAGCUGUGGAUGAGCCAGUUUUCCUCCAUGAUGGGUGUUCUGGCCCAGGAAGCAGUGAAUAAAAUUUGCAGUCUUGUUGCUAAGGAGUCUAGCACAUUGCAUUUGGAAGUGGCACAGAGACAGAAUGAAAAUGAAGCAUGGAAAAGGAAAGCGCGGCAAAUGGAGCAGGAGCUGAGGAUUGCAGAAAGAUGUGGAGAUAAUCAAGCAGCACAUCAAGAGAAAAGCCUCACUGUUACACUUCAGGUUGAGGAUGAAUUAAGACAAGUGAAAAAAGUUCCUUUCCACAUUGUUUCAGAGGAGGAAUGUUCUGACAGCAUUAGUCAAGGGAGACAUAUGGAGUCUCUCCCUGUAGUGGAGGAAGAUGUGACAUUGCAGUCUGUCGUACUUAUGGACAAGUUUCAAGAUAUGAAGGACAGGAUUGAGUCUGUUAUCAUCAAGGAAGAAGGUCUUGAGGAAUGCUUGGAGAGCUGUGUCCUUGAGGAAGGGCUGCACAUUAGUGCAGAAGGGGUUGUAGAACUUUGUACUCAAACUGGGGAGAACCAACCUCCAGUUGAACAAGACUGUUGCAUCUCUAUAGAAGUCACAGAAGAAAACACACGGCGCAAGUGUGCAAACUCAGAUUUUGACGUUAAACAUAGACAUGGUGUCAAGACUUUCAGGAAUACAAAAUAUAGUGUAAAAACAGGCCAUAGAGGGGGUAAGGUAAACAGACAGUACAGUUGUGUACAGUGUAAGAAGAGUUUUGGAAGGCUUAUUAAUCUAAAAGCACAUCAAGUAAUUCAUGCAGUAGAGAAACCAUUUACCUGCACACAAUGUGGAAAGAGUUUUGCAAUGAAACAAAACCUUAAACUACACCUGCUACUUCACACAGGAGAGAAACCAUUCAGUUGUAUUGAAUGUGGAAAGAGUUUCAAUCAGCAAAGUAUUCUGAAAUCCCACCAGAGCAUUCACAAAGGUGAGAGAUUAUUUGGCUGUGAUAUAUGUGGUAAAAGUUUCCGUCGUGCACAUGGGCUCAAGAAACACCAAAUAGUCCAUACAGGGGAGAAAGCAUUUCACUGUGAUGUUUGUGGGAAGCGUUUCAGUAUUAUAGGCAACCUAAAUAGACACCAGCGCAUUCACACAGGUGAGAAACCAUUUACCUGUGAUACAUGUGGGAAGAGUUUCAAUCAAAGUAACACCCUUAAAGCCCACCAGCGUAUUCACACAGGAGAGAAACCGUACAGCUGUGUGACGUGUGGGAAGUCCUUCAAUCAGAAGAGCAGGGUUAAAUCUCACCAGCGCAUACAUGCAGAAGAGGUCCCCUGCACUUGUAUUGUUUGUGGAGUGAGUUUCAGCUCCACGCGCUCCCUUAAAGCUCACCAGCAAGUUCAUGCCGGAGAGAAGCCGUUCAAGUGCGCUGUGUGCGGAAAGUCUCUCGGUUCCACAAGCUCUCUAAAAGCACAUCAGCAAAUCCACACAGGAGAAAAACCAUACAGUUGUACUAUAUGUGGAAAGGGCUUCGGGGCCUCCAGUUAUCUAAAAAUUCAUGAGCAAAUUCACACUGGGCAGAAGUCAUUUAGCUGCAAGCAGUGUGGGAAGAGCUUUACUCAGCCGAGCAGUCUUAAGACACAUCAGAGCGUUCACACAGGAGAGAGACCAUUUAGCUGUGAUGUUUGUGGGAAGAGUUUUAGUGUUUUAGGUAAUUUAAAUAGGCAUCAACGAAUUCACACAGGAGAGAAACCUUUCAGCUGUGCCAUUUGUGGCAAGUGCUUCAAUCAAGGGAACAGUCUUAAAGCCCAUCAGCAAAUCCACACCGGAGAGAAGCCAUAUAUGUGUGAUAAAUGUGGAAAGAGUUUCUCUUAUUUAAGAAACCUUAAAGAACACAAAUGUGUUUAUGGCUGAAGUCUGUCCAAAAUGACCAGUUGGGUUAAAUACCAUAUGUGGCAAAUGCUUACAAACCACUGAAGACUAUAUGAGAAGUACAUUUGAGCUGUAUGUACAGAAAAGUAAGAACCUUUAUGUUGUGAUUUGUUUAUUUAAAACUCAAGUUUUCUCAGUUUAUGUAAUGAAACACAAACUAUGUUCGAGCAUAAACACACAAUGUUAUCGAUUAUUUAACUGCCUAACUCGAGUAAAAAUUACUUGUGCA